Messenger RNA from Sitodiplosis mosellana (orange wheat blossom midge), 710 nucleotides. RefSeq lists its product as uncharacterized. The transcript is spliced from 3 exons. NCBI's taxonomy places the organism in Eukaryota, Metazoa, Arthropoda, Insecta, Diptera, Cecidomyiidae. Bases 131 to 550 code for a protein of 139 amino acids. The record is from RefSeq and is a predicted model, not a curated record.
UGCCGUUGUAUUUUGUCUUGCAAUUUGCAAUAUCGGCACAUUCGAUUCAGUCUUUCGACGAGAACACUUCAUCAAAACACAUUUCGAGGACGGUACUCGCAGUUGUUGGUUAUAUAACAAUUUAUCCAAAAUGAAUUACUAUUUUUUUUCAGUGAUAUUCAUGGCAACAACUGUUGUCCAUUCUGCACCACUGGAAUCAAUUCCAUCGGCAACGUCAACGUCAACAUCAAUACCAACAGAAGCGGCAUAUCUUCCACCAGUUGAAAGUCCACCAGAGAUUAAAUUUUACGAAUAUACACCAUCCGAUGGUGGAUACACGUACAGACUUUCGUUAACCAAUUCUGUGUUUCGAGAGGAAACAUUCGAAAUCCGAGACAAGGGAACGCCAGAAGAAGAAACAUUUGUGAAUGGGCAGUACUGGUUCAAAGGCGAUGAUGGAUAUAAAUACUACAUCAAAUAUACUAUCAAUAAUAAUGGAGUUCAUACCGAAAUUGACCGGACACUUAUUCAUCGUAUUCCACCGAGUACGCUGAAAUCCCUGGUCGGCUAAAAUGGUUGUACAUCCAACAUCUUCCUGCCCUUUCGUAAAAUUCACAGUGAUGGUGAAUGUAUUUGCUAUUUCUUGUAUGCAAUUCGAUUUUUUUUAUUGUUUUGUAACUGAGAAUAAAUAAAUGAAUGUGUGAAGAACCAUCGAGAAGAGAGGAAAAAAU